This is a messenger RNA of Spodoptera littoralis (African cotton leafworm), 1414 nucleotides long. NCBI's taxonomy places the organism in Eukaryota, Metazoa, Arthropoda, Insecta, Lepidoptera, Noctuidae. The record is from the annotation of a GenBank genome assembly.
GGGAAUGAAUUCACGUCUCGCCUUUGCUAUCCUGUCGUCUGCUUGCUGGUCAGCCUUCCAACACGGGUACAAUACAGGAGUUUUGAAUGCACCUCAAGCGGUCAUCGCAGAAUGGUUACAAAAAGAUGUUCUAUCAGGCACAAACCUAACUCUCCGGGCCACUGACGACCCGAAGGUGAUGACGGCUCUAUCCAUAGCAGUGGCUAUAUACUGCGUCGGUGGUAUGAUAGGAGGGAUCAUCACGGGGAUUGUAGCUGAUAGGCUUGGCAGACAAGGUGGUCUUCUCUGGAACAAUCUCCUAGUGUUUGCAGCCGCCGUACUAGAGGGGACUUCGAAAGUCGCUAAUUCUGCUGAGAUGCUUAUUUUGGGCAGGUUACUUAUUGGAAUUAACAGCGGACUCAACGCUGGCCUAGCGCCGCUGUACUUGGCUGAAAUAUCGCCUGUCUCGCUUCGGGGAUCUAUAGGAACAGUCUACCAGUUGGUCAUAACGAUCACCAUCCUGCUGUCCCAAGUCCUAGGUUUGGAGUCUGUGCUGGGCACUCCUACGGGAUGGCCAUAUCUCCUGGCUUUGACGGCCAUACCAGCUGUUAUUCAAGUGGUGACGUUGCCUAUGUGUCCCGAAUCUCCCAAGUAUUUGUUGCUGAAUAAAGGACAAGAGCUGCAUGCGCAAAGGGCUCUAAACUGGCUGCGAGGUGAUGUGGCGGUUCACGGAGAAAUUGAAGAAAUGCAUCAGGAAGCAGAAAAGAACAAAAUAAGCAGAAAAGUAACACUACGAGAAUUAUUCGCUAAUCGCCAGCUUCGCCAACCACUUAUAAUCGCAAUGGUGAUGAUGAUAGCGCAGCAGUUCUCGGGGAUUAACGCCGUGAUAUUCUUCUCGACGGAGAUCUUCACAAGGGUACAGUUAGGACAGACACAAUCGCAGUAUGCUACGCUUGGUAUGGGUGCAAUGAACGUAGUGAUGACAAUCAUCAGUCUACUCCUGGUGGAGAUCGCGGGCCGUAAGACGUUGCUGCUGAUCGGCUUUGGAGGCAUGUUCCUCUGUUCUGUCGGUCUGUGCGUCGCGUAUUUAUAUUCCAUGUUACCGUGGGUAUCCUACGUAUGCAUAGCGCUGGUGAUUCUCUUCGUGGUGAUGUUCGCAGUCGGCCCUGGCUCCAUACCCUGGUUCCUGGUCACUGAACUAUUCAACCAGUCUUCGCGACCGGCAGCGACAUCUGUGGCGGUGACUGUCAACUGGACAGCCAACUUCAUCAUUGGCCUAAGCUUUUUGCAGCUUUCUGCAAUCCUAGGAGCGAACGUGUUCAUAAUAUUCGCAAUUCUACAACUAGUAUUCAUAUUCUUCAUAUACUGCCAUGUGCCCGAAACGAAAAAUAAGACGGUAGAAGAAAUAACAGCGAUGUUCCGACAACAAAUAUAA